Molecule: messenger RNA, 1497 nt
Organism: Peniophora sp. CBMAI 1063
Lineage: Eukaryota; Fungi; Basidiomycota; Agaricomycetes; Russulales; Peniophoraceae
Source: the annotation of a GenBank genome assembly
AUGAGCAGCACUCUCCGGCUCCGUUACGCGCCCUCCGUCGCUGCCCGCUAUGCUCGCUCUACACCAAACCGCCUCUUCUCAACAAGUCUGCGCGCAAUGUCUGAAUUCCGUACCGAGUCCGAUACCUUCGGCGAGCUUCAGGUGCCUGCUGAGCGUUACUGGGGCGCACAGACACAACGCUCUCUGCAGAACUUCGACAUUGGUGGACCCACAGAGCGCCUUCCCCCGCCUUUGAUCAAAGCAUUCGGCACCCUCAAGAAGGCCGCCUCGAUCGUGAACUCGACCUACGGCCUUGACCCCAAGGUUGCAAAGGCGAUCCAGGAGGCCGCAGAUGAUGUCAUUUCGGGGAAGCUCAUCGAAGAGUUCCCGCUCGUUGUUUUCCAGACUGGUUCCGGAACUCAGAGCAACAUGAACGUCAACGAGGUCAUCUCCAACCGUGCCAUUGAGAUUCUCGGAGGUCAACGCGGCUCCAAGAAGCCCGUCCACCCCAACGACCAUGUUAACAUGAGCCAGAGCUCUAACGACACUUUCCCCACUGCGAUGCACGUUGCUGCUGUGACGGAGAUUGUGAACACGUUGAUCCCCGCGUUGGAGGAGCUUCACGCCGCUCUUGACGAGAAGGCGAAGAAGUUCGAUAAGAUCAUCAAGAUUGGCCGCACGCACUUGCAGGACGCGACUCCGCUCACUCUCGGCCAGGAGUUCAGCGGCUAUGUGACCCAAGUCGCCAACGGCAUCGCCCGUGUCAAGGAUGUCCUUCCCCGCUUGAGCCUCCUUGCGCAGGGCGGUACUGCUGUCGGGACGGGUCUGAACACGAAACGCGGAUUCGACGUGAAGGUCGCUGAGGAGAUCUCGAAGCUCACUGGCAUUGAGUUCAAGACAGCGCCCAACAAGUUCGAGGCACUCGCCGCCCAUGACGCCCUUGUCGAGGCACAUGGUGCUCUCAACGUCGUCGCCGUCUCCUUCAUGAAGAUCGCCAACGACAUACGCUUCCUCGGCUCCGGUCCGCGCUGUGGUCUCGGCGAGCUGAGCCUGCCGGAGAACGAGCCGGGAAGCAGUAUCAUGCCCGGCAAGGUCAACCCGACACAGUGUGAGGCGCUCACGAUGGUCGCCGCCCAGGUCAUGGGCAACAAUACCACCGUCAGCGUUGCGGGCUCGAACGGUCACUUCGAGUUGAACGUGUUCAAACCCGUCAUCAUCAAGAAUGUGCUCCAGAGCAUUCGUUUGCUUUCGGACGGUGCUCGCUCGUUCACGAAGAACUGUGUUGUUGGCAUUGAAGCGAACGAGGCACGCAUCAACACCAUCUUGAACGAGUCGCUCAUGCUUGCCACCAUUCUCAACAGCCAUCUUGGCUACGAUAAUGUCGCCAAGUGCGCGAAGAAGGCGCACAAGGAGGGUACCACGCUCAAGGAGGCCACGGUGGCGCUUGGCUUCCUCACGCCGGAGGAGUUCGACCAGAAGGUCCGCCCCGAGCUCAUGCUCUACCCUGACGAGCCUUAG